AUGAUCACCGAUGAAAUUCGCUUCAGUAUCAUAGACGCUGUUUACCUAAGGCCUGGAAUAUGGGAUUGUCAAAGGGAGAAAACUGUAGGACCAUCGCGUAAGGAAUUAUUUGUGGAAGUAACCAAUCUGAUCAAUCAGCAGAAUCAACUGGAACCGGAGCUUACUCCGGAAGAAGUUGAAAAGCAAUGGAAAAAUCUGAAAGAUACUUACGUGAAAACAAGAAAGAAGCUUUCUUAUAAUAGUGAUAGCAUGCCGGUGACGCCAAAAUGGAAAUUCUACAGUUCCCUAAUGUUCCUUGAUGAUCUUUUCAAUGUUCACAGAAAUAUACAAAAGCGGAGAAUUGAUGAGGUCACGGGUUCUUCUCAGGUAUUAGCUUUGAAUAUGUAGAU
This is a messenger RNA of Strongylus vulgaris, 389 nucleotides long. The record is from the annotation of a GenBank genome assembly. NCBI's taxonomy places the organism in Eukaryota, Metazoa, Nematoda, Chromadorea, Rhabditida, Strongylidae.